Messenger RNA from Morone saxatilis (striped sea-bass), 1119 nucleotides. RefSeq lists its product as uncharacterized. The record is from RefSeq and is a predicted model, not a curated record. The coding region runs from base 154 to 855 and encodes 233 amino acids. Lineage: Eukaryota; Metazoa; Chordata; Actinopteri; Moronidae. The transcript has 7 exons.
AGCAAACAGGAAGCCUCAGGAAACUGCUGUUCAGACACACAGUAAAAGGAACAAGAUCCACUUGGUCAUGGAAAAGUAAACUGGAAAUGAGCCAAAACUGGAAAAUGGAAAUGGAGUGAUUGCACAUGGAACCCCGAUCACCUCAGCUGCAUCAUGGCUCAGAAAACCACAUCAAAUACAGUCCCCAGACUUGUUGUCAAGAUCGUAGGCAGCAAACAGGUCAAGCAGUUUAUUGAGGAGCCACGAGAAGAUACAGCAGACUCAGAGAAAGAAGAAACCCCUCCAGCUGAAGCUGUACUUGAAGAAGAUUUUGAGAAACCUCCAGAAAAACAAGAUGUGGUGUCUGACCGGCGGGCGCAGAACAGAGUGGACUCUGCACUUUGGGCUGUGAUCAAUCAGGUCCCCGACAGGCUGUGUGUGACAGCGCCCUCUGGUGAUCGCUCCAGGUCCUACAUCCACCCAAACACUCGCCACCAAAACUCUGAACCUAGAGCAGCUCCAGCACUGGAGACGACUGAACAGAAAGGUGUGUCUGAGGACAGAGAUAAGGCCGAGCUCUCCUCAGCUGUCAGGGAGGAGCUGUCUGAUUGGCAGCUCCCCUCUCUGAGAUCAGCGGAGGACGAAGCGGCAGCUCUCGAUCUCACUUUCAGUGGGACGCUGGAUCGAUCCGAGAUCACCCGCCUGUUUCUCAAACAUGACGUUCCUCUCAAAUUACCAACAUUUUCUCUGCUUCUCCAAAUGUUUUCUGAUAAAAAUGAUCCAAUCCAGAUUCAUUACAGAGAUCUCCUGCAGUUCGUAAGAAGUUCUGCAUUCCCUGAGGAACUCCACAAUGUCAGUGAGCUUCAGUGGAGCUGAACAAGGACAGCGCUUAUUCACGACCGUCGCAUCACCAAUCUGAACACGCAGCAAGAAACUGAGCCAAACUCAUCUGCUGCGCGGCUCAAAGGGCUAUAACUCAUUAUAAUGUGAUAGAUUGUGAAUGAGUGAGGCCGUUUGUCAACCUAUAUCAUAUAUACGAUUAUUACACUACAUUCAUUUGGCAUGCAUUUUGACUAUUUGACUAUUAUUUUUUGCCGGCGGUGGGCUGCUGCUGCUCAUCAGGAGGGAUUCAGUGUGAAG